AUGUGUAUUGUAAAACAUAGCUUCUCCAACGCUGCCAAMGAGUCYACCUCGUCAAGUCUCAAAUGUCUCUGCACCCAUCUGACGUCAUUUGGAGGUGACUUUCUUGUGGCACCAAAUCCCAUCGACUUUGACGUGGUCAUCCUGGGCUUCAGUCAACUGGACCAAACCAAAAACUUCGGUGUCAUUGGUUUCGUAGUKGCAAUCUUUUUGCUGUACUUUAUUGUUGUGUUGUUGUGUAGGCGAGCUGAUAAGCAGGACCAAGUCAAGGUUGGUCCUCAAAUUCAGUUACGCGAUGAGCCGUUCCACAGCGCAUCCUACGAAGUUGCAGUUCAUACAGGACUAUGGUACCAAAGUGGAACAACGGCCAACGUUGCAAUGRUAAUCACAGGAACAGAUAAUCAAAGCGAUGUCAUCUCAAUAUAUCAAGAUGAAUACCAAGAAAGACGGCUUUUUGGACGAGGAAACAUUGACAAGUUUAUUAUUCAUACUUCCUCUUCUUUUGGAGAACUCGAGAAUGUUUCUAUUUGGCACGACAACUCGGGAAAAAAUCCUUCUUGGUUUCUUCGUGGAAUUCAAAUAACGGAUUUAAAUAGUAUGAGUACAUGGGACUUUCCAUGUGACCGCUGGUUGGAUGUACUCAGUGAUGACGGCGCACUUGAAAGAACUUUGCAAAGUCAACCUCACACAUUUGAAGGAAAGAAAUCAAUAAAAGAUAAAACAACACAUAGCUUUGUCGAAGAGCAUCUUUGGGUAUCUGUAUUUGCAAGGAGUCCAAUGAACUAUUUCACUCGAGUACAGCGUGCUACAUGUUGUCUUUCUCUGCUYUUCUCCGCCAUGAUUGCAAAUGCAAUGUUCUACACUAUCGGUGGUAAGACGGAKAAAACUUUUAACAUCGGCCCACUYCAGUUCAGCUUGAGACAGAUCAUCAUAGGGAUCGAGAGCAGUCUUAUYGUUGCUCCMAUAAACUUAAUCAUUGUGCAGCUUUUUAAAAUUGCAAGUAAACAACGACAAAAAGAAGAACUAGAUCCUUUUGACGACAACUUAAUGUUCAAACGGAAAAGGCCAGCAAAAUUAUCAAACUUUGUAAAAGGGACUGCCUAUUUUCUUUYAUUUCUCUGUGUUGUCGCAUCUGCAACAUUCACCAUCUUCUACAGCAUGCAAUGGGGUACUGACAUUAGCAAUCAAUGGCUAACAUCAAUGAUCGUKUCAUUAGUCCAGGACCUUUUCGUUAUACAACCUGCAAAAAUAAUCAUMAUCGCAGUUAUUAUCGUACUACUUACUAGUAAAUUCAGCAAGAAAACAAAGUGUGUUCGCUUGGAUACURACAAGCCUUUGCAGGGUAAGGCUAAGCAAUAUGAGAUGGAUGAGGUAUCAGAAAACGAUGAUGGGGGAAUUAAGCCUCUUUCAGAAGAGAAGAAAAAGGAACAUAAAGAAGUUAUGAAGAAGGAAACGAGAUUGAUCAGCACAGCUAAAGAGAUCGCUUUGUACUUGGUGUUCCUUAUCCUGCUGUGUCUCGUGUGUUAUGGAUCUCGUACAAAAUAUGGGUUCCUAAUGAACAACGCCCUUAAAGAAAACUUCGCUGAGUUUGAUCAGGUAACGGACGACAACUCAUUUUACGAGUGGCUUGGAAGUACACUUGUUCCUGGAUUAUUCGGAACAUUUUGGUACAAUGGACAGGAAGUAGCAAAUAAGGCAUACAUCAACGAUAAACGAUCCAUACUACUUGGGAUGCCUCGUAUGAGACAGAUACGUGUCCAGGAAGGGCAUUGCACAAUUCCAAAAAUCUUCCAAUCAACCAUUUCACGUUGCGUGACUUCGUACUCAAUGGACAGAGAAUAUACAACUAAACUAAAUUAUCCAGAGUGGAAAAGAAUAGCACCUGCAAGCUACGUUAACCAAACACUAACWYCUGAGACAUGUCCAAAGCCUUGGAAAUAUCACACCUCUGACGAAAUYACAUCCCUACCCUACUGGGGUUUACAGAGUCUUUACGGUGGGGGAGGAUAUGUGGCACAUCUUGGAUAUCAAUCAAAUACAGCUUCACGUGUAGUUAAUGAACUUUCUACUUCAAAGUGGUUGGAUCCACGAUCCAGUGCUGUCCUGAUUGUGUUCAGCGUCUUCAAUGUCAACACCGAGUACGCAAGUUUCUUGAGCUUUUUGUAUGAAAAAAUGUCAACUGGAGCUGGUUUAGCCUCGUAUAAGAUCCAUUCGAUACCACUUUACUCAAACACUGUGUCAUUCCUGGUGUUUCAGCUUCUGUUUCUGGUGUUYGCUUUGUUYUAUUUCGUAUUGGUGUGCGUUAGACUGGUCAAAUUGAAAUGUACUUUCUGUARAGACGUAUGGAAUUGUMUUGAUAUAAUACUAGUUGUUCUCAGUGUAGGGGCAGUCGUUUUACAGAUCAYCAGAGGAAUUUAYACAUCUGACGUCAUACGGCAAAUUMAAGCCAACCCUUACARUGAUCUCAGCUUCGACUACGUURUCAUGGCAAUCGAUAUCGARGACAGCAUUUUAGCAUUAUUGGUGUUUGUCUCGACUUUGAAAUUACUCAAACUCAUCAAACUCGACCUCCGAAUAGUGUUAAUAUCCUCUACGAUAGGAGUGUCAUUUAAAGAUUUGGCGCCUUUCUCACUUGUUUUUACAGUUCUCCUCUUGGCAUAUUCACAGCUUGGUAUUUUGCUCUUUGGCACAGAAGAUGUCGCAUUUUCAAAUAUGUACAAUGCGCUUGCUACAAAUUUGCAGAUGUUUCUUGGUGGGGUAUCCGAUCUUUGGAUUCUAGAAAAGAGAAACCGGGUUCUAGCGCCGUUCUAUAUAGUAAUAUUUAUUCUAACUAUGAUGUUUAUAAUGGUCAAUGUAUUCCUUGCUAUACUUUAUGAAGCCCGUAUGAACGAACAGAAGCGAUUGUCGGCAUUAGAAGAGGAAUUUGAAUUUAUGGAAUAUUUGAAAAAGCGAGUAAUCUCGUUUUUUAACUUUAGGAGAUCGAAAAUUACAGACAUACCGGAUACACAGAAAGAAGGUAGUCUCUCUGSUUCUUCUAUUCGUUGUGCUAAAGACACUGAACCAUUAWUAGUKGAUCACAAGUCAGAAACACACCACGAAACACACAGUGAGAUCAUCAUAGAGCAACAAGGGCCGGACUUUUCUAAAAACACGAGAAACAAGAGUCAGAUUACGCAGAGUCGAKUUGAYCAAGGACAGAGUCCAACAGACGUCCGUAAGAACGAAUGUAACAUCAUAGAGAUUCACGARCGGUUGAAGAAAAUGACAGUGUUGUUAGAAAUGAUGGAAAUGGAAUCUACGGAUGAGGACAUGCAGCUGACACAAAUGGUACUUCAGUUAGAAAGCARCCAAAGCAAUACUUUGCCAGUUGAAAGUACCACCGCGAGCUCGUCUCCUGAGCCAAGYGUUAUCGUUUCAGAGCCGCUGCCUGAAGAAAAUAGAAGAGAGAGUGCAAUAACAUUGUCAAAUCUGUAUUUUACAGAAGAUUUAGAAUGCCAAGAAGAGCUUCAGUUUGUUUUCCCGCGUCGACCUUCACAAACGUSCACAAACAGUCGAUUUCGACCGGUUGCUAUUAAAAGAAUGCAUGCAAAUAAAUUUGUGAAUCARCUGCAAGAUAUCAGGGAGAAGAAUAAUCCAUAGGAGAUCAAGAAAGAUAUUAUUGUGUAACAUAUAAAAAGGAUCAGUAUGUUUUUCUUUUCGUGAGAGUGAUAAACAGGUUAACUUUAUGMCAUGACCGCGCGCAUACCAACGCCGGCGAAAGAUUCGAAUUCAUUAUACUUAACGUAGCUAAACGGCCUGUUUUGUUCUGACAGCGUUCUGACACAUACACUAUUYAAAAGCUAUUGUAAAAGUGCAGUAAUUCUUAAACAUUGGAUUUUGAAUUACGGAACUAGUAUAACAGAAGUGAUUUCGCGAAAAUUAGAUAUUCAGCAUUAGCACGUCRAACGAUCUGAGCUAGAUAAUAAGAUGCUUCAAUAAUUAUUACAAAUAUAUGAAUAAUAGAAUAGUUAUAAARAUGAUAUAUUUUAUAAAUAGAAUAAAUGAAGAAAAAGACACGCAACUUGUAACUUGGUUUUCUACUUAUGAUAUAUUUUAUUUUUACAUAUUAAGAUUUAGAGUGUGUUUGCAUGCGGUAUUUGUUGGAUUUGAAUAGUCCACAGAUUAAACUUAUAUUUAUAUA
This is a messenger RNA of Exaiptasia diaphana, 4177 nucleotides long. Its product is annotated as polycystic kidney disease protein 1-like 2. Gene Ontology annotation, molecular function: calcium ion binding; calcium channel activity; protein binding. The record is from RefSeq and is a predicted model, not a curated record. Gene Ontology annotation, biological process: detection of mechanical stimulus. NCBI's taxonomy places the organism in Eukaryota, Metazoa, Cnidaria, Anthozoa, Actiniaria, Aiptasiidae. Bases 1 to 3636 code for a protein of 1211 amino acids. Gene Ontology annotation, cellular component: membrane. The transcript has 5 exons.